AUGGAUUCUCCCAAUCCUUCAUUACCUCCCCUAUCAAGGCCCAGGCGUAGUAAUGUUGCUUCAAAUUCUAAUAUCGUCCGAAGGAGCUUCCAUCAAUCUCAGAGAGAGGACAAUCAAAUGCGUCGUAUGAGUUCCUGGGCUGUCUUUGGCGCGGUGAUGGAUCAAGAAGAUUUCUGUCGUAGUAUGUCAGAAGAGUCUCGGCCACCAUCUGCGAUGCGAGGUAGGACGUCCACCAGAACACAUAGUAAUCGCCCAUUAUCUCAAUUUACUUCACCUGGCCACCCAAUCCAAGAAGAACCAACCACUUUUCUCAGUUUCGAAUAUCCGCAAUCUGUGCAUUCUCGUACAACGGCUUCUUCAAUCUCACCAGCCGGACGGCGUCAGACAAGUAGCCUAUCUGGGAAGUUAUCCAACCUCUGGCUAUAUCUACUAGCUGUAGCCUCUUCAUCGAAGGAACUGCUCCCGACCAGCUUCCGAUCAAACUUUCGCAAUAUCUUGAAGUGCUCGAUUGCCUACCUCAUUGCUUCGCUCUUCUCGUUUUACGACCCGCUCUCAGAUCUUCUAGUCCGUCCGUUUGGUCUCGAUGGACCCUUUUCAGGUGCACAUGUUGUGGCUACGAUUGUCACUCAUUACCGACCAGCUGCCACUGUUGGUGCCAUGAUGCAGGCAAAUCAUUAUGCCCUGUGGGGUCUUAUCUGGCUCGCGGUCAUGAUUGUAGGCUCUACAAUGACGGCUGUACUUAUUCACAGCCGCAUUGUUUCACAUGCCAUAGUCUUACUUGUCUUUGUGGGCUUUGGAUUUGGUACGAUGAAUUGGGUCAAGCAAAAAUCACCAGGAUUCGCGUCAACAUGCAGCAUAAUUGGCGUAAUUUCCUCGGUCAUCAUCACUCGUGAAGGAUCCAUCCAUUACGGCUAUAUCGACUUCGAGAAAAGUUUGAUUUAUUCGGAGAUAAUUGUAAUUGGAAUGUUCAUCAGUAAUUUAGUGUGUCUUGGCUUUUGGCGAGGAAGCGCGACCACUCGUCUUCAAAAGGAUAUCGACAAAACUUUGGAUUCUUUCUCAACACUCCUCGGAAUGCUCACCAAAACCUUCCUAUUAGAUGAGUCAAUAUAUACCGAUCAGGAGUCAUUGAUGGAAUCAAUCGACCGACAUCACGCAUCAUUCACUUCACUCAAAUCAUCACUUGACGCUGCGUCUUACGAAUUUUUUGAACCACGCAUACAAAAGUCUCAAGCAAGCUAUCAAGAGUUGGUUGCUUCGAUGAAUCGUCUCGCUCAGCAUUUGACGGGCUUGAGAAGUGGCUGUGGGCUGCAAUACGAACUCAUGGAAGCUGCAAGGCAUCAGCCACACGCUAAUCGUGACACUGAUACUCAAAGUCUCUUGUCUAACAUCAGCAAUCAGGAACCUUUGGGACCCGUCAAGGAAGUAUUCACUGCAUUUUGUGAGACUGUAGGGCCAAGUCUCAAAACGCUCAUGGCCUCCGGUACAGCUUGUUUCCAUGAAAUCAAAAGCUCUGGACACAAGAAAAAACCUGCACAUUCGUCUGCCAACCCCAUCGACAUCGAACCCGGUGAAAGCAUCGACGCAUUAAUGCAUAUGCGCUCUCAGUUGCAACAAGUUUUAGAAACAUUCCAAGACGUUCAUUCGAGUGCCAUGAAACGACUAUUUGAAAACUUUGCAAUGUCUACUCGUGCAAACUCAACAGCCCAUCCAUAUGACCAAAGCGACCCCUUUGCAGACGUAGUUGGAACGCUAGAGCCGAAUCGCAACGAAGAGAUCUUCCUGAUGUAUUUCUUUUUGUUCAAUAUGGAAGAGUUCAUGAGAGAAUUGUGUCAUUUACUGGAGAUCUUUGCUGACAUUCGUGCCGAUGAGGAGGCAUUGGAAUACGAGACGCGUAAAUGGUGGCGACAGCUGUACCAACGACUCGACCUGAGCAAUUUAUUCCGUGUUCAGCCUGGCACCACAUCCGAGACUGGACCCAAGCCUCGAGCGCGCCAAAUGAGGCCUAAACUUACUGCGGUUUUGCCACAGGACCCUAAGAAGUUGCGACCAUUCCCCGCGACAUAUUCAGGCAAACAGGCGGGGGAGCAAAACCGCGCACUUCCUAAUUCUUCCUUUGAUCGAAUCAAGCGGGUCUUAUAUGACUUUUUCCAGAGUCUCGGCGAUCCAGAUAUGAAAACGGCCAUCAAAGUUGGCGGUGGUGCAGCUGUGAUGGCUUUCCCGGCAUUCUUGGAUGUCACCCGACCGCUGUUUCAUAAAUACCGAGGCCAGUGGGCAAUUGUUACUUAUGUGAUCGUUAUGGCAUCCACGUUGGGUCAAACCAAUUUUCUCUCCGUCAUGAGAGUAGUAGGGACUUUGCUUGGCUCAGGAUUCGCUAUCUUAGCCUAUCACUUGUUUUGGGAGAAUCCGGUGGUUCUGCCUAUCAUUGGCUUCAUCUUUUCACUGCCUUGUUACUGGCUGAUCGUCACACAGCCGGCAUAUGCAUCCACUGGACGCUUCGUCCUAUUAUCUUACAACCUUGUUUGCGUGUAUUCCUACAACGUUCGCGACGACGAUGUUCAUAUCCUGGUCACUGCCUACCGCAGAGUGGUAUGUGUAUUGGUGGGCGUCGUAUUUGGAUGGAUUGUCAAUAAUUUUGUCUGGCCUUACAAGGCGCGACGUGAACUUCGCACAUGCCUCUCAGAGUUUUUAUUGGAAUCUGCGUUUUUGUAUUCAUUCCUUGUCAAACGAUAUUCCGAAACUCCCGAACCUUUAGAACCUUUAGAACACUCAGAAUCCGAGAGCACUCUUAUUGCUUCGAAAUCCAUCAACGUGGAUGAGUGUGCGCCGCUACUUUUGAAUGACCCAAAGCAAGGUCAUUCAGAUCUCCACAUCUGCGAAUUCUCGAAUAUGGAGCUAUUUCUACAAGUCAAGCUGAACCGACUUCUUGAAUUACUAUCCGCUACCAAACACGAGCCACGAUUGAAAGGUGCCUUCCCAACCGGCCGCUACCAAGCCAUGUUAGCCUCCUGUCAACAACUGCUCGACAUGCUCCACUCUAUGUGGGCCGUCACCAAUCGAGACGCAUGGAGAACUUCAGUUAGACCUCGGUUUGUGUUACCAGCUCAAGCAGAACGUCGAACGAUGGUCGGGAAUGUUCUUUUACUCUUUGGUUUACUUUCUACGGCUAUUGAGUUGAAGAGUCCGAUGCCACCAUUUCUUCCACCUGCAGAACAAGCACGUCAACGACUUUUAAGCCGUGUUCGAGCGAUCUCUGAUAACGAUAAUUCUCAACACGAUUUCUUGUUCUUUGCAUAUGCUGUUGCCAUGAAAAAUGUGAUUAGACAAUUAGAGAAUAUUGCAAAAGAAGCACAAGGUCUUUAUGGAAUUAUUGGAGGGGUUCGAAGUAUUGAAGAAUUCGAAGGUUUCUUUGCUACGCCUUAA
Molecule: messenger RNA, 3420 nt
Organism: Melampsora larici-populina 98AG31
Lineage: Eukaryota; Fungi; Basidiomycota; Pucciniomycetes; Pucciniales; Melampsoraceae
Exons: 10
Coding region: 1-3420 (1139 amino acids)
Source: RefSeq, a predicted model, not a curated record